Fimicolochytrium jonesii is the source of this 2094-nucleotide messenger RNA. Its product is annotated as P-loop containing nucleoside triphosphate hydrolase protein. Gene Ontology annotation, biological process: mitochondrial translational elongation. Gene Ontology annotation, molecular function: translation elongation factor activity; GTP binding; GTPase activity. The record is from RefSeq and is a predicted model, not a curated record. The transcript is spliced from 2 exons. NCBI's taxonomy places the organism in Eukaryota, Fungi, Chytridiomycota, Chytridiomycetes, Spizellomycetales, Powellomycetaceae. The annotation marks the transcript as partial. Gene Ontology annotation, cellular component: mitochondrion.
CGGCUGGACAAACUCCGCAACAUCGGAAUCUCCGCUCACAUCGACUCUGGCAAAACAACCUUAACAGAGCGCAUCCUCUUCUAUACUGGACGAAUCAACGAAAUCCACGAAGUCCGCGGCAAGGACAAUGUAGGCGCCACGAUGGACUCCAUGGAACUGGAGCGCGAGAAGGGUAUCACGAUCCAGUCCGCGGCGACGUACACCAAAUGGGGCGACCACGCUAUCAACAUCAUCGACACUCCCGGGCACGUCGACUUCACCAUUGAGGUCGAGAGGGCGCUGCGUGUGUUGGAUAGUGCGGUGCUCGUGCUGUGCGCUGUGGGAGGCGUGCAGAGUCAGACGAUGACGGUCGAUCGGCAGAUGAAGCGGUAUAACAUCCCGCGUAUCUGCUUCAUCAACAAAAUGGACCGGGCGGGUGCGAACCCAUGGCGUGUCAUUGACCAAUUGAGGACGAAGCUGAGGCUGAACGCCGCAGCCGUGCAGAUCCCUAAUGGCGCGGAGACUGGAUUGAAGGGCGUGAUUGAUCUUGUGCAGUUGAAAGCGUACUACAACGACGGGGAGAAGGGCGAAACUAUCCGCGUCGAGGACGUUCCCGCUGAUCUCGUCGACCGUGCCACGGAGAAGCGAGCCGAGCUCGUCGAGUGCCUGGCGGACGCUGACGAUGAGAUUGCAGAGAUCUUCUUAAACGAGGAGAACCCUACAUCCCAGCAACUCCACGACGCGCUCCGCAGGGCCACCAUUGCACGCAAAUUCUGUCCGGUUUUCAUGGGCUCCGCAUACCACAACAAGGGCGUGCAGCCCAUGCUCGACGGUGUGAUCGCCUUCCUACCUCGGCCCAACGAAGUCGACAACGUCGCCCUCGACGCUGCCAACGACGAAGCCAAAGUUACCCUCUCCUCCUCCUCCUCCGCCAAACUCAUCGGCCUCGCCUUCAAACUCGAGGAAGGCCGCUUCGGUCAACUAACCUACCUCCGCAUCUACCAAGGCACGCUCCGCAAAGGCGACUGGAUCACCAACUCCCGCACGAACAAAAAAGUCAAAGUCUCCCGCCUCGUCCGCAUGCACUCCAAUGAAAUGGAAGACGUUUCCGCCGUCCAAUCCGGCGAAAUCUGCGCCCUCUUCGGAAUCGACUGCGCCUCAGGCGACACUUUCACCGACGGAACCCAGGCUUACUCUAUGACCUCCAUCUACGUACCCCAACCCGUCAUCUCCCUCUCCCUCGAACCCAAGGGGAAAGAGUCCACCAACUUCUCGAAAGCUCUUUCAAGGUUCCAGCGCGAGGACCCGACCUUUCGCGUACAUGUCGACGCCGAGAGCAAGCAGACCAUCAUCUCGGGCAUGGGCGAGCUCCACCUGGAGAUCUACGUCGAACGCAUGAAACGCGAAUACAACGUCGACUGCACGACCGGUAAACCCCAAGUCGCAUUCCGAGAAACCAUCAACGCCAAGAUCCCCUUCAACUACACGCACAAGAAACAGUCCGGCGGGUCGGGCCAGUUCGGGAAAGUCGUCGGGUACAUCGAACCGCUCGAUGAGCCACUGGAAGACGGCAAAACAGUCGAAUUCGUCAACAGCACCGUCGGCAUGAACAUCCCCACCCAGUACAUCCCCGCCAUCCAAAAAGGGUUCCUCGAGGCCUGCGAAAAGGGCCUCCUGAUCGGCCACCCGAUCACAAACGUCCGCUUUGUCCUCGAAGACGGGAUGUCGCACGCCGUCGACUCCUCCGAAAUGGCGUUCAAAGUCGCGGCCGCGGGAGCGUUCCGUGAAGCCUUCCAUAAAGCCGGCCCCGCGAUCUUGGAACCGGUCAUGGACGUGAGUUUGACUGCGCCGGCGGAGUUUCAAGGAGCUGCGAUUGGGCUGUUGAAUAAACGCAAAGGCACGAUUGGGGAUUCGGAGAUUGUCGAGGAUUAUGUGGAGGUCAAGGCUGAGGUGCCGUUGAAUGAGAUGUUUGGGUUUUCGACGGACUUGAGGAGUUGCACGCAGGGUAAAGGAGAAUUCGCAAUGGAAUACAAGCAACACAGCCCCGUCAUGCCCUUCGUGCAGAACCAGCUGGUCGAGGAGUACAGGAAGAAACAGCUCGAGCAGCGCAAGUAG